GCUUAUUUCGUGGAUGGAACUGGAUUUGGCGCGGAGGCAACAUCCGACCUGGUCGACAAGCGCAUCGUUCAACGCGAGGGGCGACGCACAUGAACAUCGACGACCAACCAAGGCCUUCUACUCCCGACGCACUCGACGUGAGUGCCGCCUGCAAGGACCGCGGAGGCAGCAGCGACAGCGACUUUUCGUUUCUUCAAUCGCCCACAAAGCCCUUGUCGACGGGCCUCGAGUCGUGGAGAACGCGGUGUUGCCGCAUGUACACGCCCACGCGCAUGUUGGUCGCGUGUCUGUUGGUUGCGGCGGCGGUGGCUGCGAGCGUUCUCCUCGGGUACAUUGUCAGCACCGAGUUCAACGGGAUCACCCCCACACCAAACCGCGACGUGUCGUCAUCAUCGCCGCCGAUUCUGACGGGAUUCCACAAGACGACAUGGGAUGCGAUGGUGUUUAGCUUGCCCAACACGUGCCGCAUCCUAUCGCUGCUGAGCGUCACGAGCGUGCUGUUGUACUACACAUGGAACGAAACGUUUCGGUUCAACGCGAUGCCGCUCAUGCUGCCGCUGCUUCUGUCGCAGCUGGGUCUGCUCACGUCCAAGUUUCUCGUGGCGGUUGCGUCCAUCUUCUCGUCCGACCACGUCGUUCCUGUCACCACCACCACAAAGGCGUCCAGGUUUGUCUACACACCCGUGUGCAAGCCUACAGUCUACUGCGGACUCACGAGCAGCAUCCUCAGUACGACGUUCAACCUGAGUCAGAUCGCGUUUACCGUGGCCAUUACGUGGCGGCUGCUGCAGUCGGUGGGGACCCCCGUCGAGGCGCUAUGUGACACCCGCCACAUCGACAAGCAGAUCAAUCGGUGGAUCAUCGGCAUCGUCGCCUUGUCGUGCGCGGUGGCCGUGGCCAUCACGUUCGCCACCGAGCCGCCACAGCCGCCUUCGCCCACGGCAUGCCAGUACAACCCGUGGGUAUGUACGAGCGCGGAAACCCAGCUUCUCAACAACAUGGUGGCGCCGGCUAUCGGGCUAGGCACUGUCACCGCGCUGUACUUUCGCAUUCGCGCCAACAUUCACGACUUGUACCCGGCGAACGCCCGCCGCACGUUCAAGUCGGUCGCGACGUACUUGAUCCUGGUGUUUGUCGUCACGUGGGGCAUCUCGUUGUUUUCGUUUUCGCUGCUGACGGUUCUGAGGCAACUGCCCGACCCGACUCUCAAGACACGAUCCGCGGCAGCGUUUGCCCCCCCCAGCCGCGCGGCGCUCGACGCGAUCAAGCGCAAGGUGCAGUUCAUGCUGCUCACGUUUGUCCCAUACGACCUCCAGGGGUUUCUCACCAGCGUCGUGGCCAUCUGCAGCUACUUUCGCCUUCGAACGCGGUUCGACCUGGGCCUGAGUCUCAAAGCCAUCAACCCGUCGUCGAUCGAGUUUGACGAACCCCUCGCUAUCCUCGGCCAAGGCGCGUUCGCUGUCGUGGUCAAGGCUACGUGGUUCCCGUCGCGGCAGCUCGAGUACGGCACUGUGCUCGGCUGCUUGUUCCCUACGACUGCCGCCAAGAGCUCGACCAGCACUGACAACCACCCUCGACGACGACCCAUGUCUCCCCAUGACAACACGAGUGUGCGCGUCGCAGUCAAAACGUUCAAGCUCGAACGCAACGGCGCCAACUCGACGCUGAAUGGGAUCCAGGAAGAAGCGUACUUGGCGUCCAAGCUCAUCCACCCCAACAUCAUGGCCACGUACGGGUGCUACACGGUAGGCUCGACGCUCUACCUUGUGUGCGAAUACCUCGGCGGCGGCACCCUCCAAGACGUGAUCGACACGGCACAGCCAUUGCCGUACGAACAAGUGCUGCUGUACGCGCUGCAAAUUGCCUCUGGCAUGGAGUUUCUCCACGGGUUGGCGGUGCCCGUGAUCCAUCGCGAUCUGAAGCCCCUCAACUGCUGCUUUGACCAAACUCACUCGACGCUCAAGCUCGUGGACUUUGGGUUCUCGAGGCUGUUCCGGGCCGACCCGAAACAAGCCGCCAGCAACACGACGCCGCGCCCGACGACGUGCACUGACAGGGAAAUGGAAUCGCGCCGCACCAACCUACCGCUGUUUAGCAGCGCCACGUCCCGGUUUUCACGCGUUCCAGAGCAACUCGGGGACUCGGGGCACACGUGCCCGUCGUUGCUGCUCACGUCGCGCGUGGGGACGGUGUGUUGGGCGGCGCCCGAAGUGCUCUCAGAGGACGAACAGACGCGGUACAGCCUCAAGGUGGACGUGUACAGCUUCGGCAUCAUAUGUUGGCAGCUGUACACUGGCAAGCAGCCCUUCAGCGACAUCCCUGGCAGCGUCUUGGCCGUGGAGGAGGCGGUGCUGCAAGGCACGCGGCCCCGAAUCCCCGACGACUGCCCCGUGCACUUUGCCAAGCUCAUGCGGCGCGCGUGGCAUGCCAAUCCGGACCGCCGCCCGUCGUUCGUGGACGUCGUGCGCGUGCUCGCGGCCGAGCUCAACCAGUUCCACAUGUUUGGCACUGUGCGCAGCGAACCCAAGAGUCCAUGCGACUGGGACUAACUAGGCUUCUAUUUAACGAGCUACUACUAUUUAUGUGUCU
Molecule: messenger RNA, 2589 nt
Organism: Aphanomyces astaci
Lineage: Eukaryota; Oomycota; Saprolegniomycetes; Saprolegniales; Verrucalvaceae
Product: TKL protein kinase
Exons: 3
Coding region: 90-2549 (819 amino acids)
Biological process (GO): protein phosphorylation
Molecular function (GO): protein kinase activity; ATP binding
Source: RefSeq, a predicted model, not a curated record